GUGCUCUUGUGGUCAGCUGGUAAACCAACAUGUGGCUAUUCUUCCUGGUUCCACCAAUAAGAGCACAGAUGAAGGUCAGGGGGUGCAGAACGAGCCUUCACAAGAGAAAUGGUCAGUUGCUAAGCACACACAAGCCAUGCCGACUGACGCAUACGGCACCAUUGAAUUCCAGGGAGGAGGUCAUGUCAACAAGGCCAUGUAUAUCCGUGUGUCCUAUGAUACUAAGGCUGAUAGCCUUCUGCAUCUGAUGGUGAAAGAAUGGCAGCUAGAGCUGCCCACUCUGCUCAUCUCUGUGCAUGGCGGCCUGCAGAACUUUGACUUGCAGCCCAAACUCAAGCAAGUGUUCGGAAAGGGCCUGAUAAAAGCAGCAGUCACCACUGGGGCUUGGAUCUUCACUGGAGGAGUUAGUACAGGAGUGAUUCGCCAUGUAGGAGAUGCGCUGAAAGACCACUCCUCCAAGUCCCGUGGGAAAGUGUGUGCCAUCGGAAUUGCACCGUGGGGAAUUGUGGAAAAUAAAGAGGAUCUGAUCGGACGAGAUGUGACGAGACCUUACCAAACCAUGUCCAACCCCCUCAGCAAACUUUCUGUGCUUAACAACAGCCAUUCCCACUUCAUUCUGGCUGAUAACGGCACUCAUGGAAAGUAUGGCGCGGAGGUCCGUCUGCGCAGGCAGCUGGAGAAGCACAUCUCUCUGCAGAAGAUCAACACACGUCUAGGUCAAGGGGUCCCUUUGGUGUGUCUGAUUCUUGAAGGCGGGCCGAAUGUAAUCUCCAUUGUGUUGGAGAGUCUGCGUGAAGACCCUCCUGUACCCGUGGUGGUGUGCGACGGCAGCGGCCGAGCAUCAGAUAUCAUUUCAUUCGCUCACAAGUACUCUGAGGAGGAUGGGUUGGUUAAUGACAGCGUUAGAGACCAGCUUCUGGUAACCAUACAGAAGACAUUUAACUACAACCGCAAUCAGGCACAGCAGAUUUAUCUCAUGGUGAUGGAGUGCAUGAAGAAAAGAGAGCUGAUCACAGUUUUCCGCACGGCAUCAGAGGGUCAGCAGGAUAUUGAGAUGGCCAUCUUAACUGCUCUACUGAAAGGCACAAAUGCUUCAGCUCCAGACCAGCUGAGUUUGGCUUUGGCCUGGAACCGUGUGGAUAUCGCUCACAGUCAGAUCUUCGUCCAUGGACAACACUGGCCUUCUGCUGGGUCCCUCCCCACCUCAUCCACAAGCCAACAGGAUAAACCAAAGAGCCCCAUCGCCACCCGUGCCAGCAAGGGUAAACCUGCCAGGGGUAAGAAGGGCAAAGGUGCCAAAUCCAAACCUGAGCCUCCAGAGGAGACAGACCCUAGAAAACUAGAGCUGCUUAGCUGGGUUAAUUCUCUGGAGCAGGCCAUGAUGGACGCACUCGUGCUUGACAGAGUGGAUUUUGUGAAGCUCCUCAUUGAAAAUGGCGUCAACAUCCACCAUUUCCUGACGAUCCCACGGCUGGAAGAGCUCUAUAACACAAGGUUAGGGCCGAUCAACACACUGCAUUUUGUGGUCAGAGAUGUAAAAAAGGGAAACCUACCGCCAGAUUACCAGAUCACUCUGAUUGACAUUGGCUUGGUUCUGGAGUAUCUCAUGGGAGGGGCUUAUCGGUGUAACUAUACUAGGAAAAGUUUCCGCACACUCUAUAAUAACCUCUAUGGACUGAAAAGACCCAAAGCUUUGAAACUUCUGGGUAUGGAGGACGAUGACCCAAGACCUAAAGGCAAAAAGAAGAUGAAGAAGAAGAAAGAGGAAGAGAUCGAUAUUGACGUUGAUGACCCAGAGGUCAGUCGAUUCCAGUACCCCUUCCAUGAGCUGAUGGUGUGGGCUGUUCUUAUGAAACGCCAGAAGAUGGCGCUGUUUCUCUGGCAGAGGGGAGAGGAGGCCAUGGCCAAAGCUCUAGUGGCAUGUAAACUCUAUAAAGCCAUGGCGCACGAAUCCUCACGGAGUGAACUAGUAGACGACAUCUCCCAGGAUCUGGACAAUAAUUCCAAGGAAUUUGGUCAGUUAGCAUAUGAGCUGCUAGAUCAGUCAUACAAACAUGAUGAGCAGGUGGCCAUGAAGCUGUUGACAUAUGAGUUGAAGAACUGGAGUAACUCCACCUGUCUGAAACUGGCUGUGGCUGCCAAACACAGAGACUUUAUAGCUCACACCUGCAGCCAGAUGCUGCUCACUGACAUGUGGAUGGGCUGCUUGCGGGUGGGCAAGAGCAACGGACUCAAGGUGAUCCUUGGAAUCAUUUUUCCUCCAGCCAUCCUUCUCCUUGACUUCCGAACUGGAGAUGAUCUGUCUUACCAAAACUCCAAAGACAAAGAAGAGAUCAAAGACAAAGAGGAUGAUAACAAAUCUGGCAAGGAUGGCACUGUGAACAUGGAGGCAACAUCUAAGAAAGGUGAUGAGGAAGAUGACAAAAAGAGACAGAAACGAGUGCCCGUCGGGAAGAAGAUUUACUACUUCUUUAAUGCUCCGUUUACCAAGUUCUGGUUCAAUACAACUGCCUACCUGGUAUACCUGAUGCUGUAUAAUUACAUCAUCCUGGUGAAAAUGGAGAGAUGGCCAUCAUUACAGGAAUGGAUCGUCAUCUCCUACAUCAUCACUCUUGGACUGGAGAAAGUUAGACAGAUCCUGAUGUCAGAGCCGGGAAAGCUGAAACAGAAGAUAAACGUCUGGCUAGAAGAGUACUGGAAUAUCACUGACCUGGCUGCCAUUACCACGUUCCUCAUGGGACUGUUACUGCGCUUGCAGAAUGAGCCUUACAUGGGCUACGGACGUGUCAUCUACUGUGUGGACAUCAUCUUCUGGUACAUUCGUGUCCUCGACAUCUUUGGAGUUAACAAGUAUUUGGGACCGUAUGUCAUGAUGAUUGGUAAAAUGAUGAUUGACAUGCUGUACUUUGUGGUGAUCAUGCUGGUGGUUCUCAUGAGCUUCGGCGUGGCACGUCAGGCCAUCCUGCACCCGGACGAGGAGCCGACGUGGCGUCUGGCGAGGAAUAUCUUCUACAUGCCCUACUGGAUGAUCUAUGGAGAAGUGUUUGCUGACUCGAUAGACCUCUAUGCGAUGGAGAUUAAUCCACCCUGUGGUGAAAAUAUGUAUGAUGAAGAUGGAAAAAAGCUCCCUCCAUGUAUACCGGGGGCCUGGCUCACACCUGCCAUCAUGGCCUGUUACCUAUUGGUAGCCAACAUCCUACUGGUCAACCUGCUCAUUGCUGUAUUCAAUAACACGUUCUUUGAAGUGAAAUCCAUCUCCAACCAAGUGUGGAAGUUCCAGCGCUACCAGCUCAUCAUGACGUUUCACGACAGACCAGUGCUUCCUCCUCCCCUCAUCAUCUUUAGCCACAUAUACAUUGUGUUGAAGCGCCUGUGCUGCCGCUGCAGGAAGAAACAAGAAGGGGAACUGGACGAGAGAGACCGCGGGCUGAAGUUAACUCUGAGUCCGGAGGAACUGAAGAGUCUGUAUGAGUUUGAGGAACAGUGUGUGGAGGAGUACUUCAGAGAGAAGGAGGACGAGGCACAGUCUUCCAAUGAUGAGAGAAUCCGAAUCACUUCCCAGAGGGUCGAAAACAUGUCCAUGCGUCUGGAGGAGGUGAAUGAACGAGAGCACUCCAUGAAAGCCUCUCUGCAGACAGUAGACUUGCGCUUGGCUCAGCUAGAGGAGUUCUCUGGCCGCAUGAUGCACGCGCUGGAGCGGCUGGCUGGCAUCGACCGCUGCGAACUGGUCCGCGCUCGAUCCGGGAGCUCAAUGGCCGUCGACCAAUCUGGCCUGCUUCGCCGCGGUAGCGUCACCAGUGCUGAUGGCUAUAGUUUGUAUCGCUGGCACCUGGAUGCCGACGACCGUGGUGACGAGAUGUCAGGGGACAGGAAGGGCCAUGCAGAGAGACGUGGCAGUAUUGGUAGCGGCGAGCUCCUUCUAAAUCCUCAACAUGUUUCUUCCUACGGUCCCACAUUGGAUGUGGUGCCCCUUCGGCAGAGGACACGCUCUAGCUCCAGUGUGGACAUCUUCAUCUCUCCCUGCGAGUCAGGGGGCGGAGGCCAGAUUUCUCAAUCCCCAAAACACACCUCCGCUCAGCUCCCUAAUGACCCACAGGUUCUGUUAGAAGCUAGGAUAGACGCAACAAUGUCACAUCCACUGGAAAGAGCACAGUCCUUGAGGCAGUACCCAACUGAAACUCAAACUCACUCACUUUCAUACGAGAACAGAUCCAAAAGCAGUACAUUGUAUGUUUCAGUGGCACAGUCGAGGUUGGGCAAUCCGGGAAACACAUGGGCUUCGGAGCCUCACGGCCUACAGGAUCAAGCGAACAGAUCGCCAACGUUAGGUCGCUGGCCUCCACGCUUUGAUUACAAAGUUCAUCCCUCCCCGUUCGGCCUUUCACCCAAGACAUCUUCAGAGAAAUCAAGACAGAUAGAGGACCAAGAUAAAGAAGGUGCUUCUAAGGAGAGCAAGAGGACAAAAACGCAACAAGAGAAAAGUGAGGAGAAGAAUGACGAGAAUGAGACAGAGGCAUAUAGCGAAAGCACCAAAACAGAAGGGGGAGAAGAGAAGAGAGAAGAGCUGACAGACUCAGAUCACUUGUAUGUAGCAGAGGACAGGAUGUACCCCUCACUCAGAUCUAAGAGUCUGAACACAAAUCCACGAAAGGUGAAGGCCGCAGGGGACGUCCUAGACAAACCUCGAGCAGCCAGUAGUGUGAAAGACCUGGCUGGGGCCUUUGAAGUCAACACCAAUGACAACAGACCCUCCAAAGAGAGGACAGGCACACAGACAUGAUUUUAUUAAGAUAAUCACAGAAGUGCUAGCAUAAAGAAGCUGAUAAAUGGUUGAUUUUAAUUAUUUUCCAGUAUGAAAUACACUUCUAACACUAGUUAUGCUCAUGCACUGACAUCUUAGCUAACAGGCAUAGCCUACUUCAUUCAUAUUUAUGAGGUAUGUAAUAAAACCUGGUAAUGAAAAGGGAACUCAGGGUCUACCUCUGUGCUGUAGAUAUUAAAUAUCCCAUUUUUCAAAAUAAAGGGAAAUUUAUCUUCAUUGAUGCCGUUUAUUAUUCAACACAUCAUUCCAAAUAUUAUAUAAAUAUUAUCUUAUAUAGUAAAGCACUACAAAAAUAAAUUGGGCACAAAUAACUUAGAAAAGAUAUUUUAAUCUUUUUUACAUAAUCAGUAAACUCUUGACAUAUUAUAGAACAGACAAGGAAAUCAAGGAAGACAUGUUAUAAAACAGGACAUAAAAGCUUGCAUUGAAUAGUCAGUAAGACUUUAUGCUCAUAUGGGAAGUUGAGUGCUGUCACUGUUUCAUUGAAAAAUAUGCAAAUGUGCCUGCAUGCAUAUUCAAAACAUGACUACAGGGCCAUUAAAGGGAUAGCUCACCCAAAAAUGUACUCCUGCUCAUGUUUUCCCAAACCUCUAUGACUGACUUUCUUCUAUGGAACACAAAACAAACAACAGUUUGUUACAAAACAGUUUUGGUUACCAUUGACUUCCAUUGUACAACAUUUCUUGUUCCAAAAAUGUUUUCUUUUGUGUUCCACAGAACAAAGAAAGACAUACAGGUUGAGAAUGACAUGAGGGUGAGUAAACGAUAACAUUAUUUUCAUUUUUGGGUGGACUAACCCUUUACAUGGUAAUGGCACAACUCUGAGCAGCGGUUCUGUCAAAAAGAUGCACAACAGCCAAUGGAACUCGAGCAAUCGUACACCCUUAAACAUAAACAGUAGAAUUAAUCAUUCAUUCAUUAUGAGUAACUUAAGUGAUUGCGAAUUCUGAAAUAUCUAGAUUCUCAGCGUUUCAGUUUGAAUUUUGUGUUCUAAAUUUGUAACAGGCCCACAUGGAAUCUGUACAUGGAAAGAUCUGUAGAUUUACACAGAAAUGUGAACAUCUGAUAUGCUCAAAGGUAAUAAAAGUUUAGUACUCUCCUGUCUGGUUGACAGAUUUGACCAUGUUUAAAACCAUUCAGCAGAAUUUCAAUGGAUUUCCUCCAAAAUCAGCUAUAAGAGUCUGCAGGUUCCAUAUGGGCUUGGUAAAAGUCUAAUAAGCUCAGAGGACACAAUCAAGCUAGUACAAUCUUGCACUUUUUUUUUGAGUGGUUGCCUUCACAAGCUUGACAUUAAGUGGUUUAUGAAGUGAGGAGGCUCUACGAGAGACCCACACACACAGAUAACAGUGCAUGACUUAAAAAAGAUAUUGUUGCAGUGGUAUUGUAAACACUACAUGACUUCACACUCAUAAGAGUCUUAUAAAAGAGGGAAUUAAAAAAGACAACGUACAGAAUACUGUGAUGACAUUUAAAUGAGUAUUAACAAAUAAAUCUCACAUAAGCACAGGUUAACAUGAUUUAUAUGUCGUGGUGAGUAAAAUAUGCUUGCGUAUAAAAAUAUAAUACCAUUAGUAAAUGUAAUACUGUAUAUAUUAAUAUACAGGGCCUAGCUGGCUGCUGCUUCAACAAGCAUUAGGAAAAGGGUCCUAGCCCUCUCUCUUCAUUCUUUUGUCUCUCUUUUCAUGCUCAAUAUAUAAUAUAUGAGAGAUUACAACCAAAAAAAGAAAGAGAAAUUUUGACUGUUAAUAUCAAUCACAGUUUUGAUUUCUUUUUACUUUGGUCUCAGUUAGAAUUAAGGUUAAUAACGUAAAGUCAGGGAAAGGGGGAAGACUACAACUUGUGGAACGCUGCUUUAUAUUCCACAGUUUAUUGCGGCUUUGUAACAGUAACUAAAAAUUUAUAAAAUGGGUGAAUUUAAAUAUACCAAAACA
This is a messenger RNA of Ctenopharyngodon idella (grass carp), 6753 nucleotides long. It is a transcript of the gene trpm1a, whose product is annotated as transient receptor potential cation channel, subfamily M, member 1a. Gene Ontology annotation, molecular function: calcium channel activity. Gene Ontology annotation, biological process: calcium ion transport into cytosol; protein tetramerization. The record is from RefSeq and is a predicted model, not a curated record. Bases 137 to 4780 code for a protein of 1547 amino acids. Gene Ontology annotation, cellular component: membrane. NCBI's taxonomy places the organism in Eukaryota, Metazoa, Chordata, Actinopteri, Cypriniformes, Xenocyprididae. The transcript has 25 exons.